AUGCAAUUGAAUGGUGAAAUACUUCUUCGCAAACCUAUCAAUAUUGGUGUAAGUGGUGAUGCUCAUCGUAGCAUCUUCUUCAUUGGUGGAUACAACAAAGAGUUGGAAUUACAUAACUUAAGGUUCUGCUACAUUCUCAUGGAGGUAGAUGUUGAAGAGGAUGACGUCAUGGAAAAAGAUGGGAGUCCUUUGGAAGAUGAUUAUCAACUCGAGGUUAGGAUUGCUUGUAUGAAGACUAGUUUACUUGGGACUGAAAUGGCCCUAGAUACUAAUAUCAGUAUCUAG
Eruca vesicaria subsp. sativa (arugula) is the source of this 285-nucleotide messenger RNA. The record is from the annotation of a GenBank genome assembly. Lineage: Eukaryota; Viridiplantae; Streptophyta; Magnoliopsida; Brassicales; Brassicaceae.